GCGAUCCGUUCGAACACAGUGAACCUGCAGCAGAGCAGAGAAGGUUCGUCGUUUCGACCUGUUGAGGGAUUUGAGAAGCCGUGAGGUAAACAUGUUGCCAAUAUGGUGCCUCCUGGUGCUGGCCCCUAUGACGUCGCUGGUUGGGGCCCAGCAUCAUCCAUCGUUGGAGACAGUGAAACAGUGGAACCUGCUGAGCUACAAUUUCCCCUGGGACUAUCCAACGUCUAACAAGGAUUUUUACAAUCCCGAGAACGUAGUGGCCACCGGAAUGGAGGUUGGCUACGAUCGCAUCUUCAUCGCUACUCCGCGCCUGUUUUCGGGUGUUCCUGCUACCCUUUCUUCGAUUUCGAGAGGAAGCUUGGGCGAUUCGCCAACCCUACAGGCUUAUCCCUCCUGGAGUCACCAUCGGGCAGGGACGAACGAGUACAACUGCUCUGAUAUCGGCCUUGUUUCGGUUUACCGAAUACGCAUUGAUUCGUGUAACCGUCUGUGGGCGCUGGACGCAGGUGUAUCGCGCUCGCUAGAAGACUUCGAUGUUACCUGUCCGCCGAAAAUAUUGGUGUACGAUCUGCACACCGAUCAGGUAGUGCGCCGGAUCGACUUUCCUCCCGAGGUGAUCCGCGGUGAAUCGCUUUACACGAACAUUAUCGUCGAUGAAACGACUUCGCGACCGCAAAACAACUGCGACGAUGUGUUCGUCUACAUUACGGAUACGGUUGCCCCGGGAAUUAUCGUGUAUGACAGUGCCAAGGAUCUUACCUGGCGUUUGUCUCAUCCGGCUAUGUAUCCCGAUCCUGACUUUGCCGAGUCCAGCAUCCUCGAGCAUCGCUUCACGCUGAUGGAUGGUGUGGUUGGGUUGGCCUUUGACCCCGAAACCGACACGCUCUACUUCCAACCGUUGGCCACGGAUCGUUUGUUCUCCGUAAGCACUUCUGCGUUACGAGCAGGUCCACUGCCGUUCGGUAAAGAUCUACCGGUGAAACUCGUGGGUCGUAAAUCAUCCCAAGGCAUAGGAUUAGCGGUAGCACCUCGUGGUGGAACGAUAUUUUAUUCCCCGCUGUCGGAGACGGCAGUCGCCUCCUGGAACCCGCGUACUAACGAGCAUAGUAUUCUGGCACAAGAUCAGGAGAAGAUCCAGUUUGCGGCUGAUCUUCGUACACCGGAUCGCGACGAAACUGCGCUGUAUGUGCUCACUUCCAAGUUCCAUCGGUUCUUCCUGAAAAACCUCGAUGCACAUGAGUUCAAUACCCGAAUUCUGCGUAUCGAUGGAGUAGUCCCGCCAUCCUCGGCUUCGCCCUCAGCAACACACCAACGGUUCACGUCAGGCAUAAACUAUGGUCCUAUUUCUGGGGCUUUUUACGAACCAUCACCCUCAACACCCACCAGUUCCUUUGGUGCACCAGUUGGCGCAUCAGGAGCCAAAACGUAUGCCUCAUUCGUACAGAACUUCUACGGCAAACGACCGUUCAGCUAUGAGCCCGUACCCAUCAUCGACAAGAGCAAGCCCGUGAAUCCCUUUUUCGUAUUGAACAGCGGGGAAAAAACAUUCCCACCGCCGCAUGUACCGAGACCACAGUUCGGUUUAAACGGUGAAAUAUUCAUACCGAAAAUCAACCAACAUUUCAACGACUUUAACGGACUGCGGUAUCCGAAAAGCAUACGGGCAAAUCUUACAGCUUCACCAUUCGCUUAGACUCGCACUUGCAUCUUAUUUCAUUUUGUAAAAACACACAUGAAGCACUUUACAGUUUCCUUAUCAUCUGUUAAACAUGUACAUAUAUUUUUUGCUUCGCUGAAUCAUUGAUCACCAUUUUCACACGAUUGAGUACUUAGCUUCUGGCACGCAUAGCACCAUGUCUACAUUGCUUAGAAAGCGCACCUACUCGGUUACAAGAGCCCAUCAGCCAGUGCAGUCACUGGGUAAAAUCAUUGGGCCACGGCAAAUCGCAACACUUUCGGGUCCUUUUUUAAACCUUCUCAUAUAGCCACGGUUCAGAAGAGAGAAGGAAAGGGAAAAAGGACUCGAGAGAUAAUUCGCUUAUCAUCACCCAAUGGAGUAGAUAUUUUGAAUCUCGAUAUUUAUCUCAUUCUCAUUCGUGCCCAUUCGUACCCAGGCCCAAUUCAUGCGUUAUUUCAUUAGGAAGGCGAGGGAAGUUAAUUAUCUGCCAUAAUCAGUUAUUGCAUUACGCGUUUUUGUUUGCAUUAAAGUCGCAUCCUGCACACAACGGACAGAACAUGGAUAAACCAUGCCCAGUUUAGACAGACAUAUUAACGCAACGCCAAUUGUUGCGCCAAAUUCUUGCAUUAUAAAACUCUGUGUUCGAUACAUCGAUCACGUGUGUAAGAUAUACGUGUUAAGAAUGCUAUCAUACUUAAAGAAGUCACGAAGAGUCGAGUUCAGCGUAUACCCGUACAUUAAACAAACUUCCUUGGCCACCGAAUAAUACUCAAAAUAGCAUCUGUAAUAUAGUAAAUCAUUGCAUAAUGUUCAAAUAGUAGAUAUAGGAGAAAUAAAUGCUCACUUCCGUUUAACCAUUUCGGCCAACAGAUAACGAAUUGGUUGAAUGGUAUAUACACGUAGAAAUAUCCCUCGUGUUGACCAUUCUUGAAUGUUUCGUUUCGUCGCUAUAUUGUUUAAAUAAAACGUCGUUGUUGGUAUAAUUUAAACUCUUAUUGGCAUUCAA
Messenger RNA from Anopheles darlingi, 2684 nucleotides. Its product is annotated as major royal jelly protein 1-like. The transcript has 4 exons. The record is from RefSeq and is a predicted model, not a curated record. The coding region runs from base 92 to 1693 and encodes 533 amino acids. NCBI's taxonomy places the organism in Eukaryota, Metazoa, Arthropoda, Insecta, Diptera, Culicidae. Gene Ontology annotation, cellular component: extracellular region.